Messenger RNA from Acanthocheilonema viteae, 486 nucleotides. The record is from the annotation of a GenBank genome assembly. NCBI's taxonomy places the organism in Eukaryota, Metazoa, Nematoda, Chromadorea, Rhabditida, Onchocercidae.
AUGGAUUAUUUGCUUGCUACCGAAAUAUCAUGCGUUCUGCCGGAUGAUGCUAUGAAAAGAAAAGUGGAAAUAUCUUCGGAUUCGUUAUCAUCCGCUAAUCAAAUCACUCCGAUAACCGAAUCCAUUUUCACAGAAUCCCUCAUUGCACACUCUUCACCGAUUCCUCAUUUGUCAGCACUAUCAUUAUCGAUUUCUAAAAUGGGAUCAUUUCCAUCUUCUGAAACAGUGACAGAGCAAGGACCGCUUCUAUUUAGUCCCAAAACGUCUGAAGAAAAUUUUACUGUGAAAAUACUUCCACAAAUCUGCUUGCUUCCUGCUCUCACUGGACCCUGUUCGAAAACAAAAGUAUUAUGGUACUACAAUUCCUUAACUGGUCGAUGUGAAAGAUUCAGUUUCAGUGUUCAUUUUAGUGGUUGUGGUAAUGCGAAUCAUUUCCGCACUCGAAAAGAAUGCGAAGAAACUUGCUCGGUGGAAUAUUUCAUUUAG